GCUGACUUCAAACGUGAAGGCGCCUGUGCAUACACAGCGACGAAUGACGCGCAUAACUACAGAGUGGAGUGUCUGCGCGAGCCGAGCGCGUUGACAUCUAGGAAUUUAUCACAAGAUGUCGGGGGAUGUUUUGUGCGACGAGCCGCUGGUAUGCUCGCGGACGAAAUGACUUGCUUGUUGUGGCUGCGCACGUCUGCUAAAUUCCGGCCUAAGUUAAAUCCUAGAGUGUUGUAAGGACGCCGGUGAAGCAAUAUCAGCCAGGUUGUCCGAACCGUCUGCCGCCGACACCGACGUGAAGCGGAAAGAGACGAAGAGAUCAGGGCGAACGAGGCGCGAGGACGGUGCCAGUGUCGUGUGUAUAUGUGUGUGUGUACCACUGCCAGAACUUGAGAUAACCGGAGCGCGGUAUACCGGAACUUGAUUUCAAUCUCGUGAACUAAACAAUCAGGUGAUCGUUCGUCUUCUGCAGCAACGAGACAAAAAGACAAUUAAAAAAAAGUAAAAAAGAGAGAGAGAGAGAGUGAAUAAGACAGAGAGGAGAGUAAGAAAGAAAAGGGCGAAAGAUAGAAAAAGAAAGAGAGAAAGAGAGAGAGAGAGAGAGAGAGAGAGAGAGAAAAGGAGAUACAAGGAGAGAGAGAACAAAUAGACACGUGGUGACAAUUACAAUCUUUGCUGGGAUGGGAGCCAAGGCAAGCACUGUAGCACAGUCUGCUGGUGGCAAUGGUCAGUCCUCCACUGGAGCCAAUGAGACAAUGCAAGGUUUCUCCAUGCUUCGUUCUCUACCUGGUGGUGUUGGCAUGCUACAACAUCAGCACCAACAGGCCAACCAGUCGCAAAGCUCACGUGUAUCUGGGGAUAGUAGACAGCGUGCACGCUCAUUGAGUUCUGUACCGGAUCUCUCUUCUGCCGAACAGGCUGCUCUUGCUACCUCAGUUGGGGUAGGAGUCGGUCAGGCUCUUGGCUUGCCGCAGCUGGACUCCGAUGAUGCUGAUGAAGAUAGUGGACGUGUUUACGCUGCUCACAGCUUGCCUUCACACAUUUGGUCCCUCAACGGUCUAAAGUGUCCCGUAUGCUCCAAGUUCAUUCUACCGGAUGAUAUAGAAUGUCACCUGGUCAUGUGCCUGACCAAGCCACGGCUCAGUUACAAUGAGGAUGUGCUAGCAGAUGAAAAAGGUGAAUGUGUCAUUUGUCUUGAAGAACUACAAUCUGGUGAUGUUAUAGCUCGCUUACCUUGUCUCUGUAUAUAUCACAAAAACUGCAUUGAUAAGUGGUUUCAAGUGAAUCGUAGCUGCCCUGAACAUCCUGGAGAUUGAUUCGUACCUGCUGAAUUUGGAGGAGCUUACAGUGCUCACAGAAGCUCACAGUCCACAAACAGUGGAACAAGUUGCUGGCCCAGAGGACAUUCACAUUGAUGGGAUUAAGGCAGAACGAAAUGACAGAAAUUUGAAAAAAGCUAGUCAAGGUGGCUGCUAGUCCGCAAUGGUGAUUGGUGCAUGCGGUGAAUUGUUCAAUUGAACAUGAGACUCACUGAAAUCGAACAUGAAAGCAGAUGUUUAAUUCAAUCCUCAACUCUACUACUGUUAAGCAGGGGACUUAAGAAAAAAUCGCCAUAGGAUUCAACGAUACAAUGCUAUUACCUAUACGUAUCUACAAUUACUCUAUUAUUGCUCUAUCGCUUACUAUCGAUUGUACCAUAUUUAUAAAUUUUACUUAGUUUUACGCCUUGAACUCGAUUUAGUAUUUAAGCUGGACGAUCUUUAUUACUGUCGUUCAUGAUUUUCGGUUUCAUAUCCUUUUUAUUCGUUUUUGGAAAAUGGGGGACAGGACGAAUCUUAGUCAAGGAUACCUGCAUAGUGAGCAGGUGAGCUCUACCUUACAUAAGUUAGUUAUACUUUUACUGAUUUUUAGUGUCGAGACCAUGUAUCGUUUUUCGUUGUCUGUUGGGGGAUGAGUGCUAGAAAGGAUAUUUUUGAUACUUUCAUAAAAGGGGAAGCCAGGAUGUAUAAGAGUUCCGAGCGCUGGAGACGUCGUAACGCUGUUGAUGCUGUAGUAACAAUAAAGGUUCUGAUUUAACCUUCCUUACUGAGAUUCAUAAUGUGAUAAUCUCUUUCGUUGUUAAUAGAGAGAAUUGACACUCCGUGUUACUGAGAUGUACAGUCUAUUGUCGAUUACCGAGGAUUACCUACUGUAUAAUUAAUCUCUUUUGUAUAUGAUAAGGAGGAUUGACAUAACCCAGCAGUAGUUUUUGUAAUACGAACAAUCAAAGUCUAUUAUUGUUCCAGUAAUGUGCGCAAAAUGUGUAUGUCGGGUCGGACUUAUAACUUGCGUGAAGUUAAAAUAAAAUAAAACUAUAAUAAUAAGAAUGUGGGAAAAUAUGGACAGUGCACUGAGCAAAAGGGGAGGUAGAAAUAAAUUAUGUUAAUAAAAUCGAACGUAUAAACAUAUGAAUAUGUAGGGUGUCUUACAACCAACAUAAAACACUUUAACAGCGUGUUCCAAAAUUUAACUCAAUAAAAUAAAACGUCCUAAUUGGCACUAGACGAUAUUGUUGAGCUUGAAAUUUCUGGAUUGUAAACAAAUAGAAUUAAUCGCUAAUAUCACGUGAAAAUGGAGCAUUCUAUACGUAACCAAUCUUCAUACACUAUUAAAAUAUUUUAUGAAGGCGUGGGAUACCCUGUGAUAUGUGUAUAUAUAUAUACAUACUUUCAUGCACUUUCUCUCGGCUACAUAUAUUAGGAAUUAGCUAACGACUUUUUUCUAAUUUAUUAUUAAUUUCAAAAUUAUAUAGUUAUAACAAAUUAAUCUUGUUCUUUGUUUAACUUUAAAUAGACACCAGCAGGAUUUUAUAGGUUGAAACUUAGUUACCAAGAUAUUUUCAAUAUUAAAUCUUGCUGUUUAUUCUUCUAUAUUAUUCAUAUUAAUCUUUGAAUUCAGUAUAAUCAUGCUAUGUAUCAUAUUGUAUAUUUCAUAUUCCCUAUUCUUAAAAAAUUAUAAACAGUUAAAUCUACCGAAAUAUCUAUAUUCGAAAGAAAGUGCAUGAUGCCUAGGACACUCUGCAUAUAUAUAUAUGUAUAUGUAUAUAUAUAUACAUAUAUAUAUAUAUAUAUAUGUGUAUGUGUAUGUGUGUACUUUUUUUAAGCCAUGCGAAAUAAAUGACCGUAAACGACGGGCUUGGUUUCAUAAAACUGAAAAAAAAAAUAAACGGAGAGGGAGAAAGAAAGAAAAACAUGUAAAGAACUCGAAAUAAAAAUGUGACAUCGAUAAUAGCGAUAAUACGUCGAAAGAAAGUCUCCCCUUGCGUUUUGUUUCUAAUCGAGGCAAGAAUUGUCUCGCGGCUAUUUUAUCGAUUUUACGAUAUGUAAGGUUUGUUGUAUGCGCCGAUUAUAAGGGCGAAGUAUAUAGAAAAGAAAGUGCAAGGUGAUGUGGUGACGAAGAGAGAUGUAAAAAUAGAUCGCGUAUUCUAUAUCGGCACGCGACAGGGCGUGGAGUGCAUGUAUUGCAUGUGUAUUGCACAUGCAACAUAUGCUUGUGCGCGUGCGUGUUCGCCCGCCUCGCUCUCAAUCCUGUAGCGGUAUUCCAUAUUUUGUAAUACAUAUAUCGUUAGGAUAUAUGGUCUAUUCAUAUUCGAUACUGGAUUUUCUUGCGUUUUGUGCAUUUAAUAUAUUAAGCCUCAAUUUCUUUUCUUCGAUUUUACCUCAGCUUCUCUUAUGGUUAAUCUAUAUUGCAAGAGAGGAAGAGAGAGGGGGGGGAGAGAAAGAGAGAGAGAGAGAGAGAGAGAGAGAGCACGUAAAGCAGAAAUGAAAUUUUUUUCUUUUUUACGCAUGAAAUGUAACAUACACGGCACUUAAUAUUUUUUUUUAUGUGAAAAGAAACUGCUAGAUAUUUUGCCGGCUUGAAACCGCAUUUUUUUCUUUUUGUAAAAGUAUGCUGGUUUGAAAGAAGAGACAAAAGGAAACAAACAAAGCUGCAAAAGGUACGAAUAAAACAAUAGAUCCGUUUCUCAUAGGGUUUCAACAGGGUCACUGUAAUGUAUUCUUAUCUCUAUCACUGAAUGCUAUUGCUUGAGACGCUUUCCUAAAAACACACAUAAUCAUAUAAUGGACAUUUAAAUCGUUUUUCUCCUUCACGAGGAUGUGUCCUUUUUUGUAAUAUUUGGAAUACUUAUCUCUCUUAAAAACUCAAAUCAGUUAUUUGUCCUAUUUCUUUUACGAUUAGGAAAAGUUUCAGAGAUAAUAGUCGGUGAUAUUACAGCUGAUAAUCAAAUACUAUCAUCUAAAGAAUGUUUUCCUUUUUUUCCCCGUUAUAAGAAUAUGUCCUUUUGAAAUAUUUGGGAUAUUUAUCUCUUUUGAGAAUUCAUACCCACAUCAGCAUUUUAUUUCUUUUACUGAUAUGAAAAUUUUUUUCAAACAAUAAUUGGUGAUGUUUUAACUCAUAAUCAUACUAUCAUCUAAGAAACCGGCUCUGGUUAACAUCCUGCAUUUAGAAAUUAAAAUUCUACCCAGAGAGAGAGAGAGAGAGAAAGUUUGGUUGGAAUUAUUCAAAAAUAUGAUUUUUUUACUGUAUACAUUUUCUCCCGAAAUUAAAUUCAUCAAAAAACCUUAGCUUCUAAACUUCAAUCAUAUAAAAGCUACGAAUAUCUCGAAAAAUUGUUGCUGGAAGAAUUAAUUCAAUAUAAACGAAGAAAAAUUAAAAUUACAUUCAAUAAUUUUAGAACAUCUUUUGUUGAAUCAUAUCAAUUUACAGUUCAUAUCAAUUUGCAGUUUGUAUGUAUUAUCAUAAUUGCUUGAUAUUUUUCAGUUAUCUUUAAGGUAGGAUAAAUAUCUAAAAACGUCUCUAGAAGGUAUUCUACUUAUCUUUCAUGUCUCUAAGAUAUGUUUUAGGCAUUUGUGCUAUCUGGGCUUAUCUAUAUGUCGAUAAAUAUAAUAUGGAAUUCCGCUGCUUGAUGGCUAUAAUAAUAAUGA
Messenger RNA from Harpegnathos saltator (Jerdon's jumping ant), 4961 nucleotides. RefSeq names its product E3 ubiquitin-protein ligase ZNRF1. NCBI's taxonomy places the organism in Eukaryota, Metazoa, Arthropoda, Insecta, Hymenoptera, Formicidae. Gene Ontology annotation, molecular function: ubiquitin protein ligase activity. Gene Ontology annotation, biological process: protein K48-linked ubiquitination; proteasome-mediated ubiquitin-dependent protein catabolic process. The record is from RefSeq and is a predicted model, not a curated record. The coding region runs from base 678 to 1313 and encodes 211 amino acids. Gene Ontology annotation, cellular component: cytoplasm; intracellular membrane-bounded organelle; membrane. The transcript has 4 exons.